AUGAAAGAAAAGUUCGGGUCAGUCAAGAGGGAGAUAAUGGAGGCAAUCAGCGGCCACGGGGACAAGCUGGAUGUGCUGGAGGCGCUUCAGUCAGAGAUGCGAAAGCAGCUGGAUGACAUGCGAAAGGAGUUCUACAUGCAAGAGAAGGCCAUCCCGAUCAAGGACUACACGGGCAUGGAGGUACGGGACAGGCAGUCCGGCCCCAGGCGGCAGGACGCGAAGGCGCUGCUGGACAAGGCCGCGGAGGCGGCGGGGUCGCCGGGCCGCGGGGCGGGCGACGGCCUGGAGGGCGAGGGGGCGCCUCGACGCGUGGCGGAGGGCGUGGCGGGCGGGUGCCGGGAGGCGGACAUGUGGCUGUGUGCUCUUUGCGGGACUGCCGAGAGCUUCGAGCACAGCCACUGCAUGCUGUGCGGGACACCUCGUGCCGAGCAUGAAGUAGCGGUUGAACAGAGCAAGGCUCGCACCCCGCUGGCCGCCCCCGCGGGCUCGCGGGCGCAGGGCCUCGCCGAUGUGGCGGUUCUCAGCAAAGUUCCCGAGCCGGCCGGCGGCGCCUGCGGCGAUGCGGCACAGGAGCACCUGCGCCGCGGGUCCGCGGCGCGCGGCCCUUCUCCGUGCCCACGCGGGGCGUCCAGGAGCCGGAGUUACGGCGGCUGCCGCGGCGGCGGGUUCGCGCGCGAGACGGGCAUGGUGAAAUCGUGGAUCUUCGAGAAGCAGUUCGGCUUCGUGUCCAGCUCGUCGAAGAACCGCCCCGACUUGUUCCUCCACGUGGACAACAUCAAGAGCUUGGACCAGCGCGAGCGCGCCAAGGCCCAGGGGCUGCGCUGUGGCGACAGGGUGGCGUUCCACAUCCGGGAGGCCGCGGCCGGCAACCGGAGCGACAACGCCGUCGACGCCGAGGUUCUCGGCGCCGCCAGGCCGUCGUCCUCGCGCAGCCCGAGCAGCCGCCAGGAGGACUCUUGGUGGCGCCGCCGAAGAGGCCACAAACACUACGAGGAGGCCCAGGAGAUUAAGGAAUGGCAGUGCUGGCGGACGUCACGGUGGAUUCGGGCACCAGCUCAGAAUUACGAGGUCUUGACGUUGCCCGUCGGCAAGGUGAGGUUCACGCAGGAGUCCGUGAAGCACCAAUUCAGCGACGGCCAGAGCUUCGAGGACCUCCUCGCGGGGCUCGAGAGCGGCAGGAUCGACCCGCUGAAGGACUGGUUCCUGGAGCUGCGUGGCUUCCAGCAGGACUCCCGUGGGCCGCAUCAUCCUGCCGUGUACUAUUGCUUGAACAACAGGCGCUUGCACUGCCUCCAGGAGUUCCAGGCCCGGCACCCCGAGCGAAAGGUGUUGAUGAAGCUGUGGGUGCAGGACUUCGAGCCAGAGGCGAAGUUGGCGAUCCAGGCUCUCACCACCGUCAACGGCGGCACGACGGUGAGAGUACGUGGGCCAGCAUCGUCAUAG
Messenger RNA from Prorocentrum cordatum, 1443 nucleotides. The record is from the annotation of a GenBank genome assembly. NCBI's taxonomy places the organism in Eukaryota, Dinophyceae, Prorocentrales, Prorocentraceae.